Salvia hispanica is the source of this 1474-nucleotide messenger RNA. RefSeq names its product TLD-domain containing nucleolar protein. The record is from RefSeq and is a predicted model, not a curated record. NCBI's taxonomy places the organism in Eukaryota, Viridiplantae, Streptophyta, Magnoliopsida, Lamiales, Lamiaceae.
CGCUUCAAUUGACACGGAUCGAGAACAGUCGGUGACUGCAUCAUCAUUCAUCAUUCAUCAUUUUUUCUCAACCUUCUUUCUUCCCUCAAAAAUAGCUACUUUUAUUAAUCUUCCACAUCACUUUUACCCUAUUCUGGAUCUGGGCUUCUUAAAAAUCCAAUCUUUUCAAUUUCUUUCCCCCCUAAUAAACAAUAACCUGCACGGAAUUCUCUACAAAAAGGGGGAAGAAAGGUAUUGAAAGGGAAGGGAAGAAUGCAUGUCAUUAGAGACAAGGUUUACGAUAAAUUAUCGAGUUUCUUUUCCGAUUCGCAGACAUCCAAUGAGGUGGUAGAUCAAGAAUCUGAGGCCAGGUUGCAUCCUAAGAAUGGAAAGUCGCCGUCUUCUAUGCUUUCCUUUCUCCCCUCAGCCAGUUUCAGCUGGAACCGACCAAAUGAGCAAGCUAACGGAGUUACGUCUACUGGUUCACAGUCGUUUCAAUGGAGAAGUAAAAGUUUUUCAUUGAAAGAUAAACCCUUGGACAGGACAGAAAGCUAUGAUGAUUUUCAAAAAGAAAAUAGUGGACAUGGCUCGGUGACGAGCCAGAAUCCUGAUUCAUUUGGCAGCCAAUUAGAAAAUUCAGUACCUGAUGCUGAGAGAAGCACUAGUAGUGGCUCUAGCUCCGAUACAUUUGAAGAUGUCUUUACGCCACAUAGUCUUGAGAAGUCCUUGCCCAGCUUUGUCGAUGAAUCUGUGUUCAUCUCUCCAGAUUUAUAUGAGUUCCUCGAGGCAUCACUCCCUAACAUAGUGAAAGGUUGCCAAUGGGCUCUACUGUACAGUACGGCAAGACAUGGCAUAUCACUAAACACACUUAUCCGAAAGAGUGCUGAUCUGAACGGUCCAAGUUUAUUGAUCACCGGAGACAAGAAGGGUGCUGUAUUUGGUGGCUUAUUUGAUUGCCCUUUAAAGGCUACUUCAAAAAGGAAAUAUCAAGGAACAAAUCAAAGUUUUGUUUUCACGACAAUAUAUGGUGAAUCAAGGCUAUUCAGAGCAACUGGUGUGAAUAGAUACUUCUAUUUGUGCUUGAAUGAUUUGAUUGCUUUUGGAGGAGGUGCCAGCUUUGCUCUGCGCUUGAACGAAGAUCUAUUAUCUGGAACCAGUGGACCUUGUGAAACAUUUGGGAACUCAUGUUUAGCUCAUGAUCAAGAGUUUGUAUUGAAGGAUGUAGAGCUGUGGGGUUUUACACAUGCGUCUCAAUACCUUACAUGAAAGCAAAGCAAAAGACCACAGUUUGUUGUUGUGUUGCAACUUUAUACUAUGGAAGACCAAUUCUUUCAUUUUAAUUUAUUUAUUUUUUCUCCAAACAUGUACAAGCAGGGCAUUACAUGUGUCGCCCCAUUGGUUGGUAGAAAUUAAACUCGAUAUUUAUCUAUCUUGUGUUGUAAUGAGCAACAAUUCCUUACUAGUUUCAAGGUCUUAUAAUAUCCAAAUUUAUAUA